Molecule: messenger RNA, 2357 nt
Organism: Exophiala oligosperma
Lineage: Eukaryota; Fungi; Ascomycota; Eurotiomycetes; Chaetothyriales; Herpotrichiellaceae
Exons: 1
Coding region: 437-2209 (590 amino acids)
Biological process (GO): oligosaccharide catabolic process
Molecular function (GO): alpha-amylase activity
Source: RefSeq, a predicted model, not a curated record
AUUGUCAACAAGCUGGUUCUGACGCAUGGGACGACCUCCAAUCUCCAUCCUUGAUUGGCUACAUGGUUCUAUCUGGACGCCACAUUGCCAUUGUCCUGCAUGCCGAGCCGGAGGCAAGUCGGAGGUCGACGAUCGACCGUCGCAACCAUAUCCUAAUACUAUGCCGGACCUUGUUUCGGAGUGAAUGUUGGCACAGUCGGAGAAUACACGGAGAGCAUUUGUUUCGGCUCAGCGUGCUGGCCUCAGAGUAAAGGUGACAAAAAGCAGAGUGCCUCCUCUUGUUGACCUUGUCCCGAUGCUGUAUCAAGAUCCGAGGCACCCAAUCCAGCCGAGACGAAAUUCUCAUCCGCAUUCUGAUCAUUAAACCCCUCGUUCGCAUGACUCGAGACACUUGAAUUCUGAUCUUUCAAGUUGUGCCAUCCACAUUUUGACGAUAAUGAUCUCGAGAAUAUCCCAUCCUUGGUGGAAAGAUGCCAUAAUUUAUCAAGUCUAUCCUGCCAGCUUUAAGGACUCGAAUGGCGAUGGCUGGGGCGAUAUACCUGGACUGGUAUCAAAACUUGAUUACCUUAGCACUCUAGGGGUCGAUGUCGUGUGGCUAUCACCUAUGUUUGAGAGUCCUCAAGCUGACAUGGGAUACGACAUCUCCGAUUACCAGAAGGUGUAUGCUCCAUAUGGCACAGUUGAAGACGUCGACAGUUUGGUGGAAGGAUGUCACUCGAGAGGAAUGAAACUGAUUUUGGAUCUUGUGGUCAAUCAUACCUCGAAAGAACAUGAGUGGUUCAAGGAAUCUCGCUCUUCGAAGGACAAUCCCAAACGAAACUGGUAUAUCUGGAAGCCGGCACGCUAUGAUCAAGACGGCAACAGGCGACCGCCAACCAAUUGGCGUAGUUACUUUGCCGGUGGAACCUGGACGUGGGACGAACUCACAAAAGAAUACUAUCUGCAUCUCUACGCGUCAGACCAACCCGAUCUCAAUUGGGACAAUGAGGCCUGUCGACAGGCCAUCUACGACAACGCCAUGCGCUUCUGGCUGGACCGAGGCGUGGAUGGUUUCCGGGUGGACACAGUCAACAAGUACAGCAAACGUACGGAGUUUGUCGAUGCAAAGAUGACGGACCCCAACAGUGAAUGGCAGCAAGCUCCGGAAAUGUGGUGCAACGGGCCUCGAAUCCACGAAUUCCUGAAGGAAAUGAACACCAAGGUGCUUGAUCACUACGACACAGUCACCGUCGGGGAAUUAUCUAACACUCCCGAUCCGCGACAAGUGCUGGAUUAUGUCAGUGCCGGCGAGCGUGAAUUGAACAUGGUAUUUCAAUUCGACAUGAUCCGACUCGGGACCGGAGAUGGGUUCGGAAGCAAGUAUGACUUUCAACCAUGGAAAUUGACGACUCUCAAGACUUUUGUGGAGAGGUGGCAGAAGUUCAUCGAGGGUACAGACGGAUGGACGACAGUGUUUUGCGAGAACCACGACAACGGGAGAGCGGUCUCGAGAUUCGGUAAUGACUCCCUCGUGCAACACUGGGAGACUUCGGCCAAGAUGAUCGCUCUCUGGCAGGCGACCUUGACGGGCACAUUAUUCUUGUAUCAAGGCCAAGAGAUCGGUAUGACCAAUAUGCCUAGGAAUUGGCCGAUAGAAGAGUACAAGGACAUUGAGAGCAAUAAUUUCUAUCAGGAAGCAGAACAAAGCGGAGAUCCCGAGCGGGUCGAAAAGGUCAUGAAUGGUCUCCAGAUCCUGGCUCGAGAUCAUUCUCGCAUCCCUUUCCAGUGGGAUGAUUCUCCCCAUGGAGGCUUCACCGCACCCGAUGCCACGCCGUGGAUGAGGGCCCACGAUAAUUAUCCGAAGAUUAAUGCCGCCAAGCAGUUGCGAGAUCCAAAGAGUGUGCUAUCAUUUUACCGAGACAUGUUGAAGCUACGGAAAUAUUAUGCUGAUGUUUUUGUCCACGGCACGUUCGACCUGCUUGACAGCAAGAACGAGAAGGUGUUUAGCUAUGUCAAAACCAGCAGCUUGGACACACAGAAAAGGGCAUUGGUCGUGCUUAAUUUCUCGGCGGAUGAAAUGGUGAUUUCAGAGACCGUUGGAGCGUUGAUAAAGGAGAUGGGACAAAGCGUGUUGAUUGCGACAAGUCCAAGCUUGCAGAGCGAACAGACUGGGGACGACAGGACAUUUUUGUUAGGUGCAUAUGAGGGAAGGAUAUACAUUGAUCACUAGGUAUCUUUGAGGGCGUUUACUAGUACUCCGUAUAUCCCGGCGGAUAACACCUCUGACUAUGAGUAUGACUACGAGUACCGAAUUCGGAGUCCCCAACGGGCAAAGUGUUUCUUAUUCGGAGGCUCAGUUUCGACGCAGAAGUAUGUAC